AUGAUAACUCUAAAAGAACUAAGGAGACGUCAAGAGGAAUUAUUUGGAAUCUCGUUUGAAAAUAAAGACUUAGUUGAUCAAGCAUCAAUUUAAAGAGCGACCGAGGAAAUCAACAAUCAACUCAAAUUAGCUUAAUCUUCAAGAAUCUAGAGUUCAAAGCGACUUUUGAACAUGAAAUUCAAAGUGCAAAACAAAAAUGCUGAUGAAGAGUAAAUUGACAUAGAAUAAGUGUUCUCCACUUAGAACUAGCUCGACUACAUUAAAAAGCUCAAAAGAAUACAAAUAGCAGCCAAAGAAAAACAAAUAUUUGCAGAAAUAGUCGAAAAAGAACUAGACUCACUGGAUAUUGAAGAAGAUCAAAAGAUUACUAUGAAGCAGAUAGAGGAGUUAUUUUCAAUGAUAGGGUACGAACUUUCAAAUGUACAAUUAAAUGAGGUCUUUCUUUAAAUGGAUGCUGGUCGGAAAUUCAAUAAGUUGAGAUUUUUAAAAUGGAUUAGAAAAAAUUACUAAUAUUUAAUCAAGAAAGACAGUAUAGCUGCCACCCUUAAUAUACCUUAAAUGGCAAGAUAGCAAAUAAAAAAUUAAAAUUCUAGAAACUAGGAAAGUGGUCUUUAAGUGUAGAGUAAUACUAAUCAUAAUAAUAGUAUGAGUGUUGCAACAUUAUAGCCUAAAAAUGGACGAGCUUAUUUCAAAAGGAAUAGACACACUAUUGAUUUAACAACACCAUAGCCUAAAAGGCCGGUCAACUCCAAAUAACUUGAAAAGAAUUUAUAAGAAUGGACAACUAAGAUGAUCAAUCUUAGUGAAGAUGUUGGCUAUGAUGAGAAUUUCAGAGAAGAGGAUAGAUAAGAUAGAAAUCUGGCCUAUAAACUUACAAAAGUUAACAAUCCUAUAUAUCAAGAUCCCAAAGAAAGAGAAAAAAGGCAAUUAGAAGAAAUAAUAAAAUAACAAUUAAAGCGCAAGUAAAAGAAAAAAUCUUAAAAUAAGACUAUAGACUUAACAAUUGACAACUAAAAGUCUCCUCUCAUACAAGAUAAAUAGCCGAACUAGAUUAAUAAUAAAACUAGUAUAAAUUAAGUGUAAGUUAUUGACAAAACUUAGAUUCCAUUAGCAUUAGCAGGAGUUUUACACGGAAGUUUUUAUAAUGGAAGCAAGAUUAAUUUUUUCAACAAAGAUAAGCUAACACUAGAAAGAAUUGAUGAGAACCCGAAUGCCUUAGAGAAUCAGAAGAAUAUAAUGAAGAGAACAAUGAAUAUGAAUGCAACUUAAACAAUUAUGAAGUAAGUUUAGAUCUUAACUUAGGAAGAGGACUAUGUAUUAAAACCUGAAUCAAAUCAUUUAUUCAAUUAGUAAAAAGCUAGGGGUACCUUCUAUGAUACUUUUAAUACAACUUUCUAUACUUAAACUGAAUCAAUCUACGAUGAAGAGCCCAUUUAAAAUAACUUAACAAACACAUUAGCCAAGGUAAGGGAUGGCAAAAAGCGUCAAGGGUAAGACAGGAAUAAGUCUAUGACAGUGCAGUAAACAUCAAAUUUUGACGAAGAAGAUAGGAAAGAUUACAACAGUCUACUAUUAGAUCGUUUAAAAGAUAAAAAGCACUCUUUCUAAAAGCUAGAGAUGAAAAAGAAGGAGGUUAAUCAAGCAUUUGAUAUGAUACUUGGCAAUAAAAGAGCUAAAUCUAUGCUUAGGGAUGCAUUUUAGGUCGUAAAUCGUGAUAAGAUUACUUAAAAUACCAGUGAUAUCAGAAAUUACUAGGAAGAGGUAAGACGUAGGUUGAGAGAUAAAAAAUAUGAAGAUGAAAGACAAUAGGAAUUUAGAGUGGCAUACAUCUCAACAAUGCUGCCUUCUGCUCUUGAAAUGCACAAAUUUAUUAAAAUUAUGAAGAAAGAUAAAGUAUUUGAAAGCGAGACGGGUUUUAAGAUUGUGUCAUAGAUCAAGACUCACAAAGAAAAAGAGAGAAUAGAGUACUUGAUGAAAUACAAGCUAUCUGAAAAGUGA
This is a messenger RNA of Stylonychia lemnae, 1998 nucleotides long. The record is from the annotation of a GenBank genome assembly. NCBI's taxonomy places the organism in Eukaryota, Ciliophora, Spirotrichea, Sporadotrichida, Oxytrichidae.